GCACGAUUUUACUGUACAUGAAGCCGUUUGAAGACCAGUAGUUGUACAAAGCUGGCGUUUAAACUUCAUUUCAUCCUUUGUCUCGGCUGAUGGAUUUUAUAUAGUUAAAUCAGGUGAAUAUCACAAAAAUCAGAAAAUCACCAAAUCCUAAAUUUAUUGCCAUUUCUAACCAGCAUUGAUUCGGUCAAGUUUUCAACCAUAUCAAUUUUUUUUAACUAUUCGAUGAACUGUUGCAAGUUGUUAGCUAAACAUAAAAUUAUUAUGUGAGCAUUUGGAACCGAAAAUAAGUAGAACCAAAGAUGGAAAUUUCCGAGCGGCAGCCGUCGGAAAUCUGGCUAAAAGCUCGCGGACUAACCGCCAAAAAACUCGACCUAAACUACAUUCUUCGUCAACUGGGAUUUGGUCACGUGAAGAAAUUUGAAGGUCAAAUCCGGAAAACAGUCUGUGCCAGAUAUGGUCAAAAACUGUUCCAGAAGUACGCAGACAGAGAUGGAAAAGUCUUCAAUGUGAUUGGCUCCGAAGACACGCUUCUCGAGUUCGUUUCACGACUCAAAGUCGUCAAAUCCGAGCUGACAACACGACUUCAAACCAUAACUUCGGGUAGUUACAGGGUAUUUGGGCUAAUUUCGGCUAAGAAACCGCUGAUUGUUACUGAUAUAUCGACAAACGAUCCGCAAAGACGAGAACUUUUCUUCAAUGAGAUCAAAAAAGUAAUCGAAGAACAAUUAACACAGGUCACAAAGUUCAACUUGAUGAGCACAGAGGUUAGUGAAUCGAACGUACUUUUGAGUGACUUCUCUCAAGAUUUAGAGGAAAAUUCACCGAGUUUGAAUGUAACAACAGAAGCCUUAGGUUGGCUCGAAAAGAUUCGAAGCGUCGAGCCUAAACAAACAGACGUAAGUUCGACGCUCGCAAAAGUCGCGGAGGACCAAUCUCUGUACGAUUCCGUAGUCCUAUUCGUCGAAAAUGAUAUUUCGACUGAUUACAUGAACAAUAUCGACAAAAUACUUACCGACACCGGUUUAAAACUGAACCUAGUAAGUUUCAAUAAUUCAGACACUGAUAAUUUUGGAGAACUUAACAGAAUGAUUUCAAAACACGGCGGAAAGUUUAGAGCGUUUUCUAUAAAUGAAACAGAAGAAGACGUUAUAGCGCAGACCACUUCCUUUUAUGGGAGUACACCCGAAGGAGCUUCGUUAGACGAAGACGCUUUCCUUAUAUGGUCAGAGCUUGAAGAUUGCAAGCAGACGAUCGAUGAUGUCGAUACAAUUUACGAGAGACUGAAAACUAUGCGAGAAACUUACGAGCAAGAGCAUUUAGCUAAAACGAAGAAGAAUAUUGAAGUUCCGAAAAAGAAACGAGCAGCUCCUUUGAUUGUGACAAGUGACAAUUAUCUUAGCUCGGAGCAGUGGUUAAAAAAAUACGGAAUUCCUGCAUCGAAGCUCGAUUUCUAUACGUUUCUUGCAGGUCACGUCUUUAAACAUUGCAACGGUGUUGUUGACAUAAAAACCGAACCAAAUGACGACGACCCUGAUUUUAAAUCGCCGGCUGAUGAGAAAAGUGUCCUCGUCAAUGCAAAGUAUUGUCGGAAGUUUGUUCACAUAAUUUGGAAAGACGGUGAAAUUAGGCAUGUUUUACUGACUGGCUCAGUUUACCGCGACUUUAUGGAACGAGCGACAAAUUUGGGCUACAAAAUACAACUUCGGAUGAACUUCCUCAAAGAGGGCAGUCGGGAGUUGUUCGGAACAAUCUGCGAGGAUAGCAUCUACAUCUUGAUUGACACUUCGUCUUCAAUGGAAGCCAAAAUUGAUCUUGUGGUCAAAAAACUUCAUCAGCUUAUGGAUGAACAAAUCCGAGACAAAAGAAGUUUCAACAUCGUCUGUUUUAACUCCGAAGUAGUACCUUGGAGGUCUAAAAUGGUCGAAGUCACAGAUUCGAGUAUCCAAGCUGCCAAAACGUGGACCAAAUACAUCGCAACCAGUGGUUCUACUAACACUUUAGACGCUCUGCAAUUCGCCCUUUCGGAUAAGAAGACUCAAGGUGUCUAUCUGCUAACUGACGGUCGGCCUGAUCAACCUGAAAAAGCCAUUCUACAGCUUAUACACGUACAUACUGAAGUACCGGUGCACACCAUAUCUUUCAACUGCUUUGACAAGGCUGCCAAUGAUUUCUUGCACCACUUAGCCGAUGAAACAGGAGGCCGAUUCCAUCUUUACCAAGAUGUUCCGUAUAACUCUGAAACAGAUGGUCCGCGACCACAUGUUAGUUUAGAUUUAGUUCUGCUUCAGAAAGAGUUCGACUCUUUGAAACAAGUUCAGAGAGUGAUCAGGACUCUUAGGCAGGAGUGUGAACUAAUGGAAAAGUACAAAGAGCCAGACACUGUUCCAAAAGCCCCACCUAAAACUUCGUCGGACAACAUUGACCAAACAACGCUUGCUAUGCGACGAAAAGCAGCUGCCGAGAAAAAACGCCACAAAACUCAAAAAGCAAUGACUUGUCUCAGUACAGCGUCGAGUCAGUCGGAUAUUCGAAAGGAAAGUUUGCGUAAAUCGAUAAAGGGAGAAUCGGACAAUUGGAUGCUCAGAGAGGACAAAGAACUCUUUGCAGACGAGAAACAAUUGACUCAAAAAGCAAAAGCGCAGCUUCUUAGACGAGAAGAAAUUAAGAAGAAACUUGGCGAGACUUCAGCUAUGACUGAGAAUAGAACUUUAGGAGCGUCUCAGUUUACUCAAAGCGAAACAGAUGGUGAGAAACAGUCAAUAAAAAGUUGGCUGAAAAAGAAUUCACUUGUUGCCAAAAAACUGACCUUAAUUGAUGUUCUGAAACCGACAAUUAUUCGACAUUCAGCCAAAUACAUACCAGUUUUGGACAAGCACGUGACUGGAAAAGUAUUUGAGGAUAUUUUCCCUGACUUCUACAUUCAAAGUGGAAACAAAGAUGAAAUCAAGUAUGUAAAUCCAACCGCUGUUGACCUUGAGUCUUAUGAACAAAAAGUUGAAAAACAGAUUCGUAUCUACAAACACAAGCUCAACAAAGUGGUUUGGGAAGCGUUGUCAGAGGAAGCGAAACUUAAGCACUUCGACGGAAAAGGACCGGUUUCCUUUUUCAACAACAAAGAAAAAAUGAUGAAGCUUCUUGAAGAAUAUGAAUGGCCAGUGGAUGACCAGGAAAUCGACUUACUACUGGACGAAAUCAAAUUAGGCUACGAGCUUAUUCAAAAAUCAACCGAUUUGAGAAACGUCAAUGUUGAAAAUAACACAAAUGAAAGUUUCAGCGAAGACAGCGAACAAUUUCAGAAGUCGCGACCAAAAACGACUGUCGAAGUGAAAAAUCGAAGUAGAAACGAAGCCGCGAAAACGAGCACGGCACGGGAACGCGAGCCAAAUAUAAUAGACCUAUCACCUGUCGCUCAAAGAGGAUACUCGAACGUGCAAGGAGUUUUGCACGGUGAGAGAGCUCACGGGUCUUCAAAGUCAGCAGUCCCAAGUGCUCAAAAAAGACUUAUCCAAGAAAGCAGAGGUUUGCCCGUUAUAGCCAGAAAUGAAAUUGACGGAUAUUACUAUCCUGCAACUAUCUUGGAAUCCGAGUCCUCAAAUUCAGCCAUUGUAAAAUUUGGCAACGAACAGUGCUCUAAUGUCGAAACUAAACACAUAAUUCCAAGAGCAGGAGCUAUUUCUGGACCUCAAUUGCAAGUCGGGGACUUUGUAUUGGCACAGAAGCCCAAAGAUCCACUUCAAAAGUUUCACCCAGGGAUCAUAUUAGCACUACCCUCAAAAUCGGAGCCGCAGCCUCAUUACUACACGAUUGUGUUGUGGAACCGAAAGCAAGUGGCUUCUACGAGGAAACUUAUUGUAAAAGUUUCUCAACAACGAUUCCAGGAAACGGCAACAUACAUCCACGAUAUGCACAAUAUAUCGUUAGAGUUGCAGCGAAAUAAAGGAGAUCUAGAGCAGAACUUGACUAUUACCAAAUAUGGAAGCAAGAAGACCAAGCAGAUGCUCAAUAGAACGAAAGAGAAAAAAGUCGAAGUUUCACCAUAUGAGAAGAAAGUGCCGCCAUUAAAUAAAAGUUCUCGAAAGACAAAGAACGCCUCGAUUUCGACUGGAAGCAGUUCAUUUGUCGAAGAGUUAAGUUCACGAUCGUCCCAAAGCACAAUUAAAUCGGCAAAUAAAACUAAACCACGUAAAGUUACGGCCAUUAAAAAAGCCGACAAAAAGCAAGAAAGCGUCAAACCUGAAGGCGAAGAAUUAAAAAAAUCCAGUUCCUCAACUUCUUCUAAGAAGUAUAGCUCCUUCUCAGAUGACUCCAAAAAAUCAAACGAGGUCAAAAUUCCCAGCGCAGACUCGGAUGACCGAGAAAAACCUAGGUCAGGGUCGGUUAGUGGGUCAAAAUCAAGGUCAAAAAGUGAUGAUAGCAAAACCCUCUCGAGGAGUAGCAGCUCGUCAUCGUCAUCUUUUAAGAGGUCGGAUCAAGACAGAUCGCCGACACGAAUGAACCGCAGAGAAGACAGUGACGAAGAGAUUCAAGACGACACCGAGCAGCAAGUCUCGGAAAUCCGAAACGAGCUGGAAGACAAAUCGGACGAAGAAAGAAAAAGCGAGAGCGAGAGCUCGGAUGGGGAUGUAAAUGAAACCCAAGGGGUUGCCGACACGGACGAACCCGAGAUAGCUGCCGUGAUGCAGACGACGACUACCGAACGAACAGACGACCGACCGAAGUCGCCAACUCCGAACAAUCUUCUUUUCGGUGUCGAAGAUACGGGCGACGAAUCACGUGACUUGAAUCAGCCCGCGAACUUAAUUCUCAACGAAGUCGAAGACAGUAUAAAAGAUCAGUUCGUGUCAAUGACAAGCGAAUCGGAAAGAGCCGAGUAUCUGCAGAAACUUCUCGAAUCAACUGUCGAGCAGAACAUGAGCCGACUAGAGAAAAAUCAAAACCGAGUCCAACAGCAAAUCCGAGCGGCCGAGAGUCUCCAUACCAACGCCGACGAGAACAAUAUAGAUUAUAUUAUCAAUGCCACUGGAAUGCCUAUGAAAGCAUCAAAACUUCAGAAAACAGAGCAAAUUUUGGCAAAAUGGGGCGAUGAUCAAUGGUACUAUAAACAUUAUGUUGUAUACGAUAUGCAUAAAGGCUAUUACGCUGUCCGGGAUAGCUUCAACAGCAUGGAUAUUCUAUCACGACUUGAAAUGAUUUCCGAGGAAAAUGACGCCGACGACAUUAUUCGCAAAGACGACUACGUGUUAGCCCUGUACCCCUAUUUUGAUGACGAGCGAUUCGGACCAGCAAAAGUUAUCCAGGGUAAUUUAUCCAAUAGUUUGGUCGUGGAGUUUUUCGACGACCGAGUUGCGACCAUUGAUCUCGAAAACUGUUACAAAAUUGCGUUCCACCGAUUCGCAAACGAGAUGUCAAAAAUCAUGACCGUCUACAGUAAUUGGGUGACGAAACCCGUGAUCUUCAAAUGCGAUUCGUCUAAGCGAAUCCAAAUCGGGAUCAUCUGGGACUUCGACCCCCAGCAGAAGCACCAGAUGGUGAUUCGGGAUGCCAAAUCCGACUUGAGUUUCCAGCCUGUGGAGAAUCUAUUCGGUCCUAUAAGGAAGGGAAUGACGUUGACUAGGGGAGAACAUGUUUUGGCCCCAGUAGAGGAUAACUCGGCAGAUUACGUGCCCGGUGUUGUAGUUGAAGUUAAGGAUGACACAGUCAUUGUCAAAACUGGCUCCUCUCAAAGAGAAGGCAUCAUCAAACACAGGUGUGUAUGGAUCAGCCGAAAACAGUACAACGAACUUCUGCGAUUCGCCCGGGAGAACAACCUAAUGGUUACUAACAAAAGCCCCUCUCCUCCUCUGAGCUCACGACUCAUGCUCGGUGAAAGUUCAAACCUUACGAGCACAGCUAAUCCUCAACGCAACGAUGCUUUUGUCAUAACAGACGCAAAGCCGUUUGUACACCAAGAAGUGUCGAGCUCCGAGGAUGAUUUUGGUAGAAGCGCUAUGUUUGAUUAGAUAUCUAUAAAAUACAUUGAUGCGAAAAUUCAAAUAUCUUUGUUGAUGAUAAAUAAUUAUGAUUUCUUUCAAAACUUAUUUUGGUAUCUGUCAAAAUAUUAAAAUCUAAAAUUAACCUAAUUGAAAA
This is a messenger RNA of Symsagittifera roscoffensis, 6126 nucleotides long. Its product is annotated as von Willebrand factor A domain-containing protein 3B-like. Bases 300 to 5999 code for a protein of 1899 amino acids. The record is from RefSeq and is a predicted model, not a curated record. The transcript is spliced from 2 exons. NCBI's taxonomy places the organism in Eukaryota, Metazoa, Xenacoelomorpha, Acoela, Convolutidae.